Messenger RNA from Naegleria gruberi, 1016 nucleotides. RefSeq names its product nicotinate-nucleotide diphosphorylase. Lineage: Eukaryota; Heterolobosea; Eutetramitea; Acrasida; Naegleriidae. Gene Ontology annotation, biological process: NAD+ biosynthetic process; quinolinate catabolic process. The transcript has a single exon. The record is from RefSeq and is a predicted model, not a curated record. Gene Ontology annotation, cellular component: cytoplasm. Bases 1 to 999 code for a protein of 332 amino acids. Gene Ontology annotation, molecular function: nicotinate-nucleotide diphosphorylase (carboxylating) activity.
AUGCUUCCUCCUAGAAAGUUACUCGUCCAAAAAUUAACUUCCUACAUUGAGGAGGAUAUUCCAGCAUUUGAUGUGAGUGCAGCCAUCGUUGGAGAUUCCAUCAAGACAUCUACGAUAUUCUACAAGAAAUCGAAUAAUGAUUUCAAUUCCGAUACUUUACCAAUUAUUAUGAGUGGUAUUCCAAUUUUGACAGUUUUAUUCGAAGAUUGUUUUCCAAAUUUGAAAGUAAAUUGGCUUGUUGGAGAAGGUGAUAAUUUGAAUGAUGAGGCAACCAUUUCGAAUUUAUUGAAAUUAUAUGGAAGUCUUAAAUAUCCAACUCAGAGUCAAUGUGAGAAGAAACUUAAAGUUCCAAUUGCCAUUGUGGAAGGUCCUGUUUAUCAAUUAUUACAAGUGGAAAGAUUAUGUCUCAAUAUCUUGUCACAUUUGACAGGAAUUUCCUCAAUUUCCAGAAAAGUUCAAAAUCUAGUCCUUUCAGAAAUUGAAAAGAAUGGAGCUAAAUUCAGAGGAGAAAUUGCUGCCACUAGAAAGACAACUCCUGGAUUGAGACAUUUCGAAAAGUAUGCAGUGAUGGUUGGUGGAUGUAAGCCACACCGAAUGGAUCUAUCCCAAAUGGUCAUGUUGAAGGAUAAUCAUGUGGAUGCAUGUGGUGGAUCAAUUUCUAAAUGUGUUAAAAGAGCAAGAUCACUCUGUGGAUGUAAUACUCAGAAAAUUGAAGUGGAAUGCAGAUCACUGCAAGAUGCUAGGGAGGCAGCUCAAGCUGGAGCUGACAUUGUCAUGUUGGAUAAUUUCAAUGCUGUGCAAGCUAGAGAUGCUUCUGAUGUGUUAGUUAAAGAAUUUCCAAAUCUUGUGAUUGAAGUGAGUGGAGGAUUGAAUCCAGAAACAGUUUUGGAAUAUUUGAAGGAAUGUUCGAAUGUUCAUGUUCUUUCGAUGGGAAUUUUAACAGAAGGAGGUGGAAUUAAGGUUGAUUUUUCAAUGAAAAUUACAGAAACAACACAAUAAACUCUUUCAAUGUAAAU